Messenger RNA from Artibeus jamaicensis (Jamaican fruit-eating bat), 2049 nucleotides. It is a transcript of the gene IL23R, whose product is annotated as interleukin 23 receptor. Gene Ontology annotation, molecular function: cytokine receptor activity; protein binding. The record is from RefSeq and is a predicted model, not a curated record. NCBI's taxonomy places the organism in Eukaryota, Metazoa, Chordata, Mammalia, Chiroptera, Phyllostomidae. Gene Ontology annotation, biological process: cytokine-mediated signaling pathway. The transcript has 11 exons. The coding region runs from base 103 to 1983 and encodes 626 amino acids. Gene Ontology annotation, cellular component: external side of plasma membrane.
GGGAGAGAAGACACAGACGUGAUGGGCCAGGCUCCAAAGUGGAAUUUCGUGCUUCAAACAGAUUGAAAGAGGGGAACAAGGCGUUUUGUCCUGCUUUCAGUCAUGAAUCAGAUCACAAUUCAAUGGGAUGUGGUAAUAGCUCUUUACAUAUUCUUCAACUGGUGUCAUGGAGGAAUUACAAAUAUAAAAUGCUCUGGCCACAUCUGGGUAGAGCCAGCCACAAUUUUUAAGAUGGGUAUGAGUAUCUCUAUAUACUGCCAAGCAGCAAUUAAGAACUGCCAACCAAGCAAACUUUAUUUUUAUAAAAAUGGCAUCAAAGAAAGAUUUAAAACCACAAGGAUUAAUAAAACAACAGCUCGACUUUGGUAUAACAACUUUCUGGAACCGCGCGCGUCUAUGCAUUGCACUGCUGAGUGUCCUGGCUAUCUUCAAGAGACACUGAUAUGUGGAAAAGACAUUUCUUCGGGAUAUCCACCAGAUGUCCCUGACAAGGUAACCUGUGUCAUUUAUGAAUAUUCAGGCAACAUGACUUGUACCUGGAAUACUGGGAAGCCCACCUACAUAGACACCAAGUAUGUGGUGUAUGUGAAAAGUUUAGAAACAGAAGAAGAACAACAAUAUCUCGCAUCAAGUUAUAUUAACAUCUCCACUGAUUCAUUACAAGGAGGCGAGAAGUACUUGGUCUGGGUCCAAGCUGCAAAUGUACUUGGCACAGAGAAGUCAAAACAACUGCAAGUUCACCUGGAUGAUAUAGUGAUACCUUCUGCAACCACCAUUUUCAGAGCAGAGGAUGUAAAUACUCCAGUGCCCAAGACCAUAAUUCACUGGAAUAGUCAAUCAACAAUUGAAAAGGUUUCCUGUGAAAUGAGACACAAGGCCACAACAAACCAAACUUGGAAGGUUAAGGAAUUUGACACCAAUUUCGCACAUGCGCAACAGUCAACAUUCUAUCUGGAGCCAAACACUAAAUACGUAUUUCAAGUGAGGUGUCGAGAAGCAGGUAAAAGAUACUGGCAGUCCUGGAGUUCACCCUUUUUUCAUAAAACACCUGAAAGAGUUCCCUUGGUCAUGCUGAAAUCAUUCCAACAUGAUACUCGGAAUUCUGGGCUUCUCAUUGCUUCCAUCUUUAAAGGACAACUUACUUCUGACACCAGGCAACAGAACAUUGGACUUUUAUCGGGCAUGGUCUCCUUUGCUGUUGUGUUGUCAAUUCUUUCUUUGAUUGUGAUAUUUAACAAAUCGCUCCGAACUAGAAUUAAAAGAAGAAUCUUCUUGCUUAUACCAAAAUGGCUUCAUGAAGACAUUCCUAAUAUGGAAAACAGUAAUGUCGUGAAAAUGCUACAGGAAAAGAGUGAAUUUAUGAAUAAUAAUUCCAGCGAAGAGGUUCUGUAUGUCGAUCCAGUGAUUACAGAGAUAGAAAUCUUUCUCCCAGAAGAACACAAGCCCAUGGACUGCAAGAAGGAAAAGAAGACAGGACUCCUGGAGAUGAGGGACUGCUUGCCAGAAUCACUGCUCACCAAUACAGUUGUGUAUAUUCCUGAUCUCAACACUGGAUAUAAACCCCAGACUUCACACUUUCUCACUGAGGAAAACCAUCUCAGCAAUAAUGAUGAAACACCUUCCUCAGCUCCCAAACUAACAACUGCUGAUUCCUCAGACCUGGGGAAAAAUGCUCGGUUUCAAAAAUAUCCUAAUUUUGCUCUUUCUGUCUCAAGUAUGAAUUCGCUACACAAUACACUAUUUCUCGAAAAAUUAAGCCUCAUUUUAAAUCGAGGAGAAUGCAGUGCUUCUGACAUGCAAAACUCGAUAGAGGGGGAAACCACCAUGCUUUUGGAAAAUGCUUCACCCAGUGAGACUAUCCCAGAACAGACGCUGCUCCCUGAUGAAUUCGUCUCCUGUUUGGGGAUCAUGAAUGAGGAGUUGCCAUCUAUCAAUUCUUAUUUUCCACAAAAUAUUUUGGAAAGCCACUUCAAUGGGAUUUAAUUCUUGGAAAAGUGUAGUCAAAAUCAAUGUGAGAAAGCUGCCUUGCAAUCUGAAGCUGAGUUUUCC